This is a messenger RNA of Portunus trituberculatus (swimming crab), 1307 nucleotides long. RefSeq names its product mediator of RNA polymerase II transcription subunit 7-like (gene MED7). The transcript has 6 exons. The record is from RefSeq and is a predicted model, not a curated record. Gene Ontology annotation, biological process: regulation of transcription by RNA polymerase II. Gene Ontology annotation, molecular function: transcription coregulator activity. Gene Ontology annotation, cellular component: core mediator complex; mediator complex. The coding region runs from base 396 to 1067 and encodes 223 amino acids. Lineage: Eukaryota; Metazoa; Arthropoda; Malacostraca; Decapoda; Portunidae.
UCAGACACCAGUAAUUCCUGCGUCACGAGGCUGCUGAGAUGGAUGUACAUAGUGCCAGACUCUGAUACACAGCAAAGGUUCCACCACUUUGUCAAUCUUAUAGAAAACAAGUAAACACAGUCAGGCUGAGGAACCAAAUGGAACAGAGGGCUCAGUAGUUACAAGUUCUGACACCUGCAGGUCCAAACACCUCAAAACAUUGGAAUUUGAUAACAAACCAUAUAACUGUAUGGAUGCUUGACUAGAAGAGAUCUCUAUAUUUGCAUAUAUUACAGGUUAAACAAGUUGGUUAGCUUACUCCGGAGGUGUUUGGCCUCAUCACUCUCUUCAAACAUAAGAUCUUCGACUUUGGUUUUACGCUGCAGCCCACUCGCUCGCUCUUCAAAAUAAGCUUUAUGAUGGCACUACCUUCUGAAACAUCCCCUACCUCCACCUGGCCUCUACCUCCUUCACAGUACAUCAACCAGUACACUGAUGAAAUAAUACGAAGGGGUAGGGCUCCAAAGCCACCCUUGCCUAUCCAUAAUGAUUACACAAUGUUUGGUGUUCCUUUUAAUGCUGAUGAUGUAAUCAUUAGGCCUCUUGAGUCUCAGUCCAUCCGUCGCCUUUAUCCUCAAAACUUCGACCAUCGAAGAGAAUUAAAAAAACUCAAUCACUCAAUUCUGGUGAAUUUCCUAGACCUCUUGGACAUUCUCAUCAAGUGUCCAGACUCUACAAAGCGUACAGACAAGAUUGAGGAUAUCAACAUUCUCUUUAUCAAUAUGCACCACCUAAUAAAUGAAUUCCGACCCCACCAAGCACGAGAAACUGUAAGAGUCAUGCUGGAAAUGCAGAAGCGACAGAGACAUCAGGUUGCAGAACGAUUAGAGCGGCAAGAAGAUGAAUUCAGUAGACUUGUUAGGGAAGCUCUUGCCUCAUUGCCUGACAAUCUUGACUCUGAUUCAAAACUACUUGUGCCUUCCCCUGAGGAGCUCCAGCUGAGGCCAAAGAAUGAUGCAAGCAACAGUGCUGAAGAUAAGUGUUCCAGUCUAGAUAGACUUAUGUGCAAUAUUGUGGAUGCAUUAUAGAGGUAAUGAUAUUUUAUAUACAGAAACAGUGAUGUAAUAUAUCAAUAUAUAUAUUGCUAUGUUAUGAUAUUACUGAUUUCCCAUAAUUGCAUUAUGGCAAAUUCGUCCUUUUUGGGAAAAUUAAUUUUCUGAAGAUGUGUAUUUGUUCAUAAUGUUUAUGACUCAUAAGUGCAUUUUGUAACUUUGUAUGAUUGUAUAGGUAAGUAAUAAUAGUACCAAUAAUGAAAUGACAUCCAGAAA